AUGAUAAAUCAACAGUUAAAGUAUAGCAAAAAGGAAGUGAGGAAUAAGGGGUUGGGUUUUGUAGCUAUACCCCCACCAUACAACCAUAACUAUUCCUCAAUUCCCAUGACUGAUGAGGAGAUAGCCGAUUUGCCUGAAAUGGAAUAUGGGAAGCCCGAGGAUAGGAAGGUUGAGUCUGUUAAGCCAAAGAAAGUUAAAAUCACAAGGCCAGAUAAAACUGAAAUUAUUCUAGAAAAACAGGCAUUUGAUAAAACUUUCGUGAAACCUGCUGAAGUUUCAAACCACACAGAGACUUUAAAUUUUGAGAAAAAUGCUGAUGUUGAUAAGCAUUUUCAAGUGUUAGAUAAUACUGAAUCAACAAUUUCUCAAAAACCAUCUGAAUUGCAAAAUAAAAGGGAAGAGUCUCAAAUUAAAUCGACCAAUCUUGAGUUUGCUAUGUUAAAUGAGUUUUUUGAAUGGUGUCGCAAACAAACUGAUUCAGCUGCUCCAUCUGAUUCGUCAUGUGACUCCUCAGAGACAGCUAACUGUGAAAAGUCAGAGUUAGUUGAUUCAGCUGAGUCUAGUAACGAGUCACCUGAAAUAGUUGAAUCAGAACCAACAAUAGUAGAAUCUGAGCCACCUGCUCCACCUGACUCCAAAUGUGAAUCACCUGAAGCAACUGAUUCUGAGAAAUUGAAAUCAGUUGAAUCUAGUGAAUCCAGCUGUGAGUCUUCUGAAGCAGCUAACUCAGCAGUAGAGGAUUCAGCAGAGCCACUACAAAAGGAAUAUGAGGUAAUAGUAGAGGAUUGGGUUGAGGAGGAUGACGUUGUGUGUCAAAAAGUUGACGAUGUUUUUUCUAAGAAAUCUAAUUUGUCUGCUGAUGCUUCUCCUUAUGUGAGAAAGGCUGUUUCUGAGCCAGCUUUGAGAGGCCCUUCAAAUAAAUAUGUUCCUCCAAAGCCAACAGUUAGAAAUGAAAAUGUUAAAUCCAAUGAAUGUGCUAACUGUUGUAAACAGGGACAUAAGAAGCAGAGGAGAAAGUUUGAACAGUUUGCAAACAAAUCAUCCAACAAAUCGUAUAACUCAUACUCAGCAUCGGUUGGAUGGAAUGGAUCGGGAUAUGCUCCUUACGUAAAGAAGCAGACCUGCUACAAUUGCGGCAUACCCGGUCACAUUGCUAGGAAUUGCACACAUCGUCCCUACGUGCCAUACUAUACAUAA
Messenger RNA from Helianthus annuus (common sunflower), 1197 nucleotides. RefSeq lists its product as uncharacterized. The transcript is spliced from 2 exons. NCBI's taxonomy places the organism in Eukaryota, Viridiplantae, Streptophyta, Magnoliopsida, Asterales, Asteraceae. The coding region runs from base 1 to 1197 and encodes 398 amino acids. The record is from RefSeq and is a predicted model, not a curated record. Gene Ontology annotation, molecular function: zinc ion binding; nucleic acid binding.